Pelodiscus sinensis (Chinese soft-shelled turtle) is the source of this 1650-nucleotide messenger RNA. The record is from RefSeq and is a predicted model, not a curated record. NCBI's taxonomy places the organism in Eukaryota, Metazoa, Chordata, Testudines, Trionychidae.
AUGGUCCGGAGCGUGGCGAUCGUCGGCGCGGGCUCCAGCGGGCUGUGCGCCAUCAAGUGCUGUCUGGAGGAGGGGCUGGAGCCCACCUGCUUCGAGCAAAGUGUCCAUCGGUCACUGUUUGCACCUUUGGCACAGGAAGCCGGGAGGAUCAGCGUCUACCGAUCUGUGAUCACCAACACCUCCAAGGAGAUGAUGUGCUUCAGCGACUUCCCCUUCCCGGAGGAUUACCCCAACUACAUGACCCACGCCAGGCUCCUGGAGUAUUUCAGGCUGUAUGCCGACAACUUUGACCUUCUCCGGCACAUCCGCUUCCAGACCACAGUACGUAGUGUCAGGAAACAGCCAGACUUCUCCACCACCGGCCAGUGGACCGUCGUCACCGAGACCGGUGGGCGGACCGAGUCGGCCAUUUUUGACGCUGUUCUGGUGUGCAGUGGCCACUAUGCAGAGCCCCAUUUGCCGCUGGAGUCUUUCCCUGGUAUAGAAACCCGCUUUCAAGGCCAGUACCUGCACAGCUGGGAGUACAAAGACCCCGCCCGUUUCCGCGGGAAGCGAGUCCUUGUGCUUGGCGUUGGGAACUCCGGAGGAGAUAUCGCCGUGGAGAUCAGCCGGGUGGCUGCGCAGGUGUUCCUCAGCACCCGAAGUGGCACCUGGGUGAUUAGUCGUAUCUCAGACCAUGGCUUCCCUCUUGACAUGAUGCUCACCACUCGUUUCCACGCCUGUCUCGAAGGGCUCUUCCCAUCAGCCAUCAUGGGACGGCUAAAACUGAAGAAGUUCAACACAUGGUUUGACCAUGCGAAUUACGGUUUGAUUCCUCAGAAAAGCCCGAUCCUGAGCUUAAUCGUGAACGACGAGCUGCCCAGCUGCAUCCUCUGCGGCGCCGUUGUGGUAAAACCGGACGUGGAGGCGUUCACGGAGAGCGCCGCCAUCUUUGAAGACGGGACCAUGGAAGAGAACAUCGACGUGGUGGUCUUUGCCACCGGGUACACCUUCUCCUUUCCUUUCCUGGAGGAGUCUGUCCGCGACGCUUGCAGGAGCAAGUACACCCUUUACAAAGCCGUCUUCCCGCCCCCGCUGGAGAAACCGACGCUGGCCGUCCUUGGCCUCAUCGAGCUCACGGGCUCCAUCAUGGCCGGGACGGAACUCCAGGCUCGCUGGGCCACAAGUGUCUUUAAAGGGCUCAAUCCGCUCCCUCCUGCCGGCCAGCUGGUGGCUGAAGUUGCCAAGAAGCAGCAGCUUCUAAUUAAACAGGGUCUUGCCCACAAGGAGAGCAAAAUCAAGAUGAGUUACCUUGGCUACAUGGAUGAAAUCGCAUCGUGUGUCGGUGUAAAACCCAAUGUGCUGCUGCUAUUCCUGACGGAUCCCAAGCUGGCCUGGGAAGUUUUCUUUGGCCCAUGUACCCCCUGCCAGUAUCGCCUGACUGGACGAGGACAAUGGGCUGGAGCCAGAAACACCAUCCUGACCCAGUGGCACCGGGCCCUGAAGCCCUUGAGAACUCGAGUCGUAACCGUUCUUGGCCUGCCUGUACUCCUUUGUGCUGGUUUAGUUCUAUGUGACAAAGUAGGUUUAGGGGCUAUUCCCAGGUGGAAAAUGGGCUUUAUGAAAGGAGGCUUCCAAGCAGCUUUUGUAGGUUCUAAGCUCUGCCGCUAG